This is a messenger RNA of Rhododendron vialii, 1942 nucleotides long. RefSeq names its product transcription factor bHLH63-like. The record is from RefSeq and is a predicted model, not a curated record. The transcript is spliced from 7 exons. Gene Ontology annotation, biological process: regulation of DNA-templated transcription. NCBI's taxonomy places the organism in Eukaryota, Viridiplantae, Streptophyta, Magnoliopsida, Ericales, Ericaceae. The coding region runs from base 445 to 1773 and encodes 442 amino acids. Gene Ontology annotation, cellular component: nucleus. Gene Ontology annotation, molecular function: DNA-binding transcription factor activity; protein dimerization activity.
UCUUAUUUAUUCCGGCUACUUGUGGCAGAUUCCGGUACCCAAUGUCAGAACUCCGGUUCUACUUUUCUCAUCUAUUUAUAACCCCACUCUCACCCUUCUUUAGCCUUACACACGCCACCCCCUCCCAUUUUUCGCAAGACAGACAGCGGCCACCCAGUCUUCUCUUGGCGAAAACAAAGGCAUAAAACACCGUACAGUGGUGUGUGCAAACUCACGUAUAUAGUUAGUACUUAGUGAGAGAGACAGCAAUAACACGUUUCGGUUAGAGAGAGAGAGUGUACCAGGGUUAGGCAUGAAAACGUACAAAGUUGCCUAAUCCUCACAGUACCCACCCUCUCCCUUUUUCUUUCCGCAAAGCACAUUUCUUGGUUCCCCUUUUCCUCUCUCUCUCUCUCUCUCUCUCUCUCUCUCUACCUUCUCUGUCUGUUUCUAUCUGUCUUGGUGAUGAACAGAGCGUUGCCGGAGAUGCUACACUGCAUUAACACGCCGGGGAAUGUCGCCGGGAGUUUUACGGACAUGAGUGUGCUGGAGAGACAGAGAGCUCGGAUCAAGUGGCAACAAGAACAGUUACUCAAUCAACCACCUUGUUACUUUGAGGCGAACAAUCAGUUUAAUGGGUACUCUAUGCCAAACCACGCUCAGGAAUUUCACAACUUGAUCAACAGUGAGGUGGGUCUUGUAGUGAAGGCGGAUCCGGGUUUGGAUAACAGGUGGCAGGAAUUUGGUCAGUUUGGUGGGGAGGGUUCGGGUCUUGGGUCUAGUGGGUUUGUGAAUGGGUCUGGGUUUGAGCUGAAUUAUGGAAUAUCAAGGACUCUUAGCUGCCCACAAGAAGUGGCGGCGGCAAUGGAGGCGGCACGGAGGGAGUCCGUUUCGCCUGAGAAGAUGAGUUCUGCAGUGGGAAGGGAGAGCUUCAAGAAGAGGAAGGCUGACAGGAACCAGAGUCUAAAGGCAGUAGCAGAAGAGGAACCUAACGAGAAAAGGAUCAAAGAAUGUAAUGAAGAGGAUGAGUCCAAGAUCACAGAGGAAUAUAGCAACAACAGCAAGAACACCACCAACAACGAUUAUAACAUUAAGAGAGAAACUUCUGCAGAUACCUCAAAGGACAACUCAAAGGUUUCCGAGGUCCAAAAGCCCGAUUACAUCCACGUUCGCGCGCGCCGCGGCCAAGCCACUGACAGCCACAGCUUAGCUGAAAGAGUGAGGAGGGAGAAAAUCAGUGAGAGAAUGAAAUAUCUACAAGAUUUAGUACCAGGAUGUAAUAAAAUCACGGGAAAGGCCGGAAUGCUCGACGAAAUCAUCAACUAUGUCCAAUCUCUUCAAAGACAAGUGGAGUUCCUGUCUAUGAAACUAGCUGCUGUAAAUCCAUCACUCGACUUCAACAUUGACAGCUUUUUCGCAAAAGAGGUUAUUGCUUCCACACAACAGGUUUUUCCAGCAAGCACGUCCAAUUUCGCAAUUGGGGUACAAUCAGAAAUUACUAAUCCUGCCUACCUCCAGUUUAAUCCACUACAACAACUAGCUUCAUGUACUGGGUUGGAAAUGGGAAUCAAUACUCCUGAUAUGGCACUUCGAAGGACUACCAGCGCUCCUCUAUCGCUACCCGAAACAUUUCUCGAUUCAUCCUGUUUCGAUCAAAUCCAAACCUCAACAGCUUGGGAUGGAAAUUUGCAAAACAUUUACGGUAUGGAGUUUCUGCAAGGAAGAUCAACCUCAUUUUCAGCCCAGCAAUUUACAGGUUCGAAUGAAGCAAGCAAUCUGAAGAUGGAGAUGUGAACCACAAUAUAAAUCAUAUGAUUUAUUGCAUGAUUGUAAUCCAAAAGCCUUCUAUUCUGAUUCUUUUUUUUCCUCUAUUGCCAGUACAUAACGUGUAGGGUCGUAUGUAUACUAGCACUUGUAGGCUGUAGCCAUAACUAUUAUAAUGAGAAGAUACCUAUGAACCUCA